UGAGCGUGUCCGUCUUUGUGAGGCGAGACUAGUCCCACCCUUGCAUGUGUCAUGCCCACCAUUCACCCUUGUGUGUGCAAUGCUAGCGCAUGUGUCAUUCUCAUCCAACCCAUCCUUGUGCACCGUCAGUGUUUAGGGGUAUUAUGCAAGCAGGAAGGGUGGGUAAGCAUGAUGUUAGACAUUAUAUUAAAUUUAUAUUUAUUUAUAAACAUAAAUGAGAUGGUCUAAAGAGGUCUUGUAUUCAACCCCUCCAACCAUUUUAUUUCUUCUCUAGUCAAAUAUUAUAUUAAAUUUGUUUUUAAAUACUAACCGAAAGUUUUGAGUUAAAUGGUGUCUUGUAAGAGAUUGGGGUGGGCAUGGUGUAUGCAAGAUGGGUGGGUUGGUGAGAGACUGGGUGCGCGCAAAAAGAGUCAGGUUGGUGGCCAGAUGAGGGUAUGGAGGGACGAGCACAAGGGAUGCUGCGCGGGCAUACUAAAGUUAUUUCAGCAUAUAAACAAGUAUAUAUAUAUAUAUGAUACGAUAUGUGCGCGAGGACUCUAGGAGGAUAACAACAUCGUCACUAUGUCAUAUGUAACUAUUACAGUGAAAUCAUAUAUAUUUAUAAAGAGUUUUCAUAUAUAUACCUUUAUAAAACGGCCAGUAAUAGCCCAAAGCUUGAUUUACUCUGGCACUAAAUACACAACAGCAACUUUUGCAACAGCCAUGUGCAAUAUUCUUCCUGCCUUUGCAUUUCUAAUGGCUUGGAUUUGUAGAAUGGAGAAGGUGAAUAUUAGAAGCUUAAGAAGCCAAGCAAAGAUUUUAGGGACUUUAGUAACAGUUGGAGGAGCUAUGAUGAUGACACUUUUAAAAGGACCUUUAUUGAGUUUGCCUUGGACCAACCAAAAUAAUUUAAAUCCUCAUUCUUAUUCUACUCUUCCAAAUAAACAACAACCUGUUAAAGCUGCCAUUGUUAUCACCAUUUCAAGUAUUUGCUCCUCAGCUUUCACCAUUCUUCUGGCACAUACAAUAAGAACAUAUCCAGCUGAGCUCACAUUAACAACAUUCAUAUGCUUGGCUGGAGCUGUUGAAAGUACUAUUUUAGCCUUAGCAUUUGAAUGGGACAAUCCAUCUGCAUGGGUUUUACAUGCAGAUUCCAUACUCUUAGCUGCCCUCUAUGGUGGCAUAAUAUCGUCCGGGAUUGCUUAUUAUCUUCAAGGAGUGGUGGUGAAGUUAAAAGGACCCGUGUUUGUAACUGCAUUCAAUCCUCUUAGUAUGGUUAUAGUUGCUAUAAUUAGUUCGUUCAUAUUUGCCGAGACAUUGCGCUUAGGAAGGGUUGUUGGUGCAGCUGUGAUAAUUAUAGGCCUUUACUUGGUAUUGUGGGGCAAAAGCAAAGAUAAAUUUCAAUUAAAAAAUGGAAAUAAUGAUGAUGAUGAUGAUAAUAAUGAAGAAUUGCCAACUUCAAUCCAAAACUCAAGAACCACAAAACAGCAGUUGAAGCCUUUAGAUUCAACAAUAAGCCAUUAAGUAAUGGUGUCUUCCAAAAUGGAGAAACAAUUGAAAUUAUACAUUGCAACUUUUUUGAUCAUUUGUGUAAUUGUAUAACAGCAAAGAUAAACAAAGUAUCACAUAUUAAUUAUUGUUCCAUAAACCCAAUUACAAUAAUCUAUUAAUUAAUUUACCUUAUUAUUCAA
Molecule: messenger RNA, 1670 nt
Organism: Cucumis sativus (cucumber)
Lineage: Eukaryota; Viridiplantae; Streptophyta; Magnoliopsida; Cucurbitales; Cucurbitaceae
Product: WAT1-related protein At2g39510
Exons: 6
Coding region: 562-1503 (313 amino acids)
Cellular component (GO): plasma membrane
Molecular function (GO): transmembrane transporter activity
Source: RefSeq, a predicted model, not a curated record